Aspergillus calidoustus is the source of this 2211-nucleotide messenger RNA. Lineage: Eukaryota; Fungi; Ascomycota; Eurotiomycetes; Eurotiales; Aspergillaceae. The record is from the annotation of a GenBank genome assembly.
AUGCCGCCGCUUAAAAACUUCUCGAACAACCCUCUCCAGACGCGAGAUGACCUGAUCCUCGCCGCCUCGGCAGUCGUACAACCCCUCCACCGGCACUUCUCACCCCACAAAGCGUUUAUUCGCCUGCCCAGCUCAACAGGCGCCCAUUUCGACGAACGCGCCGCCCAAGUCGAAGGCUUCGCCCGCCCACUAUGGGUGGUCAGCGCACUUCUUCACUCCGCUCAAUCUGACACUGCCCACGCAGCCGCCACCCGCUCUCUAGCCCAACCCUGGAUUGACGGUAUCACGACAGGUACAGACCCAGCCCACAAGGAGUACUGGGGGACAAUCGCAAAUGGCGACCAACGCAUGGUCGAAGCCGAGGUCAUCGCGUGCGCGCUUCUCUUUGCUCCGGAUGACUUCUUCCAUUCCCAAGAUCCCCGCGUACAGGCAAACAUCGUCGCCUGGCUCCGCGGGAUGAACGGCAAGGACAUGCCCGUGAAUAACUGGCGCUGGUUCCGCGUCUUUACGAACCUGGCUCUGGUCCUCGUUGCGGGUAUCCCGUACGACGAAGUGAAGCCCGAAAUGGACGGUGACUUUGCUGUCCUCGAUUCAUUCUAUCUCGAGGCCGGGUGGUCGGGCGAUGGACUGUGGCUGACGCCAGAGGCCGAAGAAGAGGAGGAGCGCGAGUGUCUGCGGACGAGGCGAAGAGAUAGGAUUGGAUGCGGAAGACAAGUUGAUUACUACUCAGGGAGUUUUGCGAUCCAGUUUAGCCAGCUUCUGUAUGUGAAGUUUGCGGCGGGCCUGGAUCCGGAGCGGGCGGAGCGGUAUCGCGUGCAGGCGAGGGAAUUCGGGGACGCUUUUUGGAGGUAUUUUGAUAAAGAGGGUCGUGCAAUCCCCUUCGGCCGAUCCCUUACGUACCGUUUCGCGUGCGGUGCGUAUUUCGCUGCACUGGCCGUUGCUGGUGUUGAGGAUAUGCCGGGGCCACUGGCUUCAGUCGGGGCUAUCAAGGGUUUCCUUCUCCGACACCUUCGCUGGUGGAUGGCGAACUCAGACGACAUAUUCUAUCCAGAUGGCACAAUGAACAUAGGAUACGUCUACCCAAACAUGUACAUGGCCGAGGACUACAACUCGCCCCAGUCAGUCUACUGGAGCCUGAAAUCAAUGAUCGUCCUCAUGCUCGGCACCACCGAUCCCUUCUGGAUGUCAGAAGAAGCACCAUACCCAGAGUUUCAACCCUCUGUCGCGCUGAUCAAACCGCCCACGCAGAUCCUCUGCAACCAUCCAUCAGGAAACCACCAUUUCAUGCUUUCAGCCGGCCAGUUCGUCGCCUGGCCAAUGAAAGCAAAUCAGGCCAAGUACUCCAAAUUCGCAUACUCGUCUGCGUUUGGAUUUAGUGUCCCGACAGGUCCAUUGAUCCAGCAGAUCGCUCCGGAUAGCAUGCUCGCACUGAGUCGCGACGGCGCGGAAACAUGGGCUGUGAAGUGGAAGUGCUCCUCUGUACGAUACUUGACCGCGACCGUUCGCAGCGCAUCAUCGACGGGAGAGUCCGAGACUGUCCCCGUGGCAAGCGCCGAGUGGCGUCCCUGGGCUGACGGCCAGGUCGUAGUACAGACGACACUGAUCCCGCCUACGGAUCGAUGGCCGGACUGGCAUGUCCGAAUACACCGCAUCCGAUUGACUAAACCUGGGACUUUGCAAAGUCUGCAUCUCGUCGAGGGCGGCUUUGCUAUUUCACGAGUACCACAGAGAGACCAGCGACUCCUUCCGGUGCUCUCGGAUGUGAAGGAAGUGAGUGGCGAGCAGAUUGGUACAGCAGAGGGAGCCUACGCAGACAAUGCAAGCUCUCUCGUCCUUUCGCCUGCCGGUGCAAGUGGUGUAGUGGGAACUACCCGCGUAUCAACUGGUCAAAACGUCACCACGGAACACGAAGCGUUGAAGCCGGACUCUAAUACCAAUCUAAUCGCACAGCGAACGUUGAUUCCGGCUACCAAGCACGAGGUGUUUGAUCUUGAACAAGGAAGUGAAAUUGAGCUUGUGACGCGGGUGUUUGCUGUGUCGACGCCUCUGAGUAAGGAGAUUCGGGUUGAGAGGUGGCUCGAUGUGCCCAGUGUGGUUGUGCGCGGUCAGGAGUCGGCAGUGGGCGGCGGGGAUACUAUAAUCCUAGACGAGUAAAUGUAUCUAAUUACGGCCAUCUCGACUACUAGAAACAGUUUCAGGUCGCUGCGCAUU